AUGGCCGCUGCUGCCCCUGCCGGGUCUUCGAAAAGGAAGCGUGGAGAAGAAGACAUUGCUGUUAGCCCCAUCAAGUUCUCAUUUGAUUUUUGCAGCACCAACUCCACCGACGAUGGAAGUGGCAGUCCACGAUCCAAGGUCGCACAUCGCUUUCGCGGCCUCGCUCUCGAAAGUGGGGGCGGGGUGCAGGACGACGAUGAUGACGAUGACGACCGCAGUACAAAUGCGAUGCGAAAACGCCUGAAGCUGGAUACAGUAAUGAUCGAUGUUGGGAAACCCGGUCCCCUGCAACCAGGGCGAAAGCCCACUUCUCCAACUCCUCCCAGCCGGCACGUUGGUUUCGAGACCCCAGCUACCACCAAAGUAAAUUGUCCUUUCCGAUUACCACCAUCCCUGGACAACGACGCCCAAGAUUCAACCACGACAGCAAAGUCUCCACGACGCAAAAGAGCCAGCACGCCGCCGCUCAAGUUGAACAAGUCACUGAUGCCAGGCCAAAGGACCGCCACCAAAGACGGUCAGAGCAAGGACGGCAACGACCUGGAUGUUGCCGUCGUGGAUCCCGUCCGAGCAGCGUUGACUUGGCACGACGAUGAGAUAACCGUCUAUGAUCCGGAUGAUGAAGACGAUGACGGAACCGGCGUCAAUGGUAUCGGCUUCAGACCAACCCCAGCAAUAGCUCACUCUAGAGCCAUGAGAAGAAGGCAGCAGAUGGAGGGGUAUCGCAAACGGGAAGAGGGCGAGGCUAGAGCUCAGCGCAACAUACAACGGCGAGGAGAAGAAUCCCUUUCUGCGCGACCAAAGAAGAGAUCCCCUGCUCGAAAAGUUCAUUUCAUUGACCCGGAUAGGCAAAAUAUGGCCGUGCAAAUUCAGUGA
This is a messenger RNA of Ustilaginoidea virens, 876 nucleotides long. RefSeq lists its product as uncharacterized. NCBI's taxonomy places the organism in Eukaryota, Fungi, Ascomycota, Sordariomycetes, Hypocreales, Clavicipitaceae. The record is from RefSeq and is a predicted model, not a curated record. The transcript has a single exon. The coding region runs from base 1 to 876 and encodes 291 amino acids.